AUGUGUACUUGUACUUAUUAUUCAGGUUUAUCUUUUCUGUGUAAGUUGAACAUUGACCGCAUUAUAACAUCAAAACUUAAUCCGUUAAAAGUGUGUCUUGGUUCAGUUGUUGAGCUAUUUGCAUCAAUAAUGAGUAAAUAUGAGAUUGUUUAUUGUUAUUCCGUCAUUGAGGAAAACAAACGUUGCUAUUUACCUGUUUUGACCACGCCCACUAGCGGAAAUACGUCACUAGAAACCAUUUUCCCGUUUGAUCCUUAUCACCUUAAAAGAUCAUCAAAGUAUCUGAUUGGACUGUAUAGAGAAUGGAACGAAGAUAAUGAGGGUGUGGUUUCAGCAGACGAUAAUGAAUCCAUUCUCAUUCCAUCAUCAAUAGACUCACUAAUCAUUGAGAGCCCAAACUGAUAGUUUAAUUAUAUUUUAUAUUAUUAUUAUUGUUGUUGUUGUUGUUGUUGUUGUUUUUGUUUUGUAUCUUCAUGUACAUGUAUAUCUCCACUUUCUCUAAUCUUACAUCUUCCAUUGUGUGGUCUGUGAUUCAGUGCUGUGUAUAGAACAGUGUAUCAUGUGUACACGUUUUGAUAAUAAAUAGUUUACUGAAGAGGA
Messenger RNA from Amphimedon queenslandica, 600 nucleotides. Its product is annotated as RNA polymerase I-specific transcription initiation factor RRN3-like. The transcript is spliced from 5 exons. The record is from RefSeq and is a predicted model, not a curated record. Gene Ontology annotation, biological process: transcription initiation at RNA polymerase I promoter. Gene Ontology annotation, cellular component: nucleus. NCBI's taxonomy places the organism in Eukaryota, Metazoa, Porifera, Demospongiae, Haplosclerida, Niphatidae. Gene Ontology annotation, molecular function: RNA polymerase I core binding; RNA polymerase I general transcription initiation factor activity. Bases 1 to 402 code for a protein of 133 amino acids.